Ruditapes philippinarum (Manila clam) is the source of this 1713-nucleotide messenger RNA. RefSeq lists its product as uncharacterized. The transcript is spliced from 3 exons. The record is from RefSeq and is a predicted model, not a curated record. The coding region runs from base 185 to 787 and encodes 200 amino acids. Lineage: Eukaryota; Metazoa; Mollusca; Bivalvia; Venerida; Veneridae.
AGAGGUGAGUGAGGACAUUUAACGAAGAAAGAAACACAGAAUCGAUUUCUGUAAGAGGAAGGUCGUUGUAUAACAUCAUAGAAAAAUGUCUAAGAAGAAAGAGGUGAGUGAGGACAUUUGAAGAAGAAAGAAACACAGAAUCGAUUUUUGUACGAGGAAGGUCGUAGUAUAACAUCAAAGAAAAAUGUCUAAGUACCGAAUGAUGGACGCUACCAGGAACAUGCGUUUCCGUAUACAAACGACUGGAAAUGACACUUUCCUAGCAACAAUCGACUCACAGGAGGCUGACUAUGACAACGAUGGUGCUCUAUAUUAUGUGGUAGUAGUUGUCCUUAUAUAUGGACUGUCUAUUGUUAUGAUGAUUGCUUCACAUAUAAGAAGAAAUAAACAAGAUGGGCAGUUAAGGUGCUAUCUCAAGGAAAUGGCAAUACUUCGAAAGAAAAACAGACGUGAAAAACUGUUGGAAAAAAUGACUGACCUUGCAUUUAAAUCUGGGCCUUUCUUAAAUCAAAAAGUUGAGGAAACUCCUCUUAAUGGGAACAAAAAGGAAAAUAUAGCCCUGUAUAGUAGAUUACCAACAGAGGCAGACGAUGAAUCACGUGACCUGCUGUCAAAAACAAGCACAAGUGACUAUGAGGAUUCUGUGUUUAGUACAGACACUCCAAAAUUAGAAUCACCUGCCACACCAAAGAUUUCACCGUCAAGACUGCUCACACCAAAACUUGUUCGUGCCGACGGGAAAUCUUUUAUUCAAAUUCAAGUAAUAAAUGAAAACACUGUGCUCUAGUAAUCAAGUAAUGACAAAGUUACAUAUAUCAUAUGGUACCAGAUGUCCAAGUGUUAUUUAUUGUCACUUGAACAAAGACAUAUAUUGGGUUUUUAUAUUUUCUUAGUCAUUAGUUGACAUAACCCACUCGUAUAUUUUUAUACAGUUAUACAAUGUAUCAUUGUAUUUUCAUAAUAUGAUAUGAAUUAGAGUCAAAAUAUUUUCAUACUAUCUGCAUUUAGGAAAUUCUACAAAAGGACGUGCGAGAUAAAAGUCUUAUGUAUACUAAAGGUAAAACCUGUUACACUUUCUUAUGUAAACAAGUCGAGUAACUAUAUAAUUUGAUAAAGUCACAAAGUUUUUUUUAUAGCAAGGAAGACCACAUAAUGUAUGCGAACGUUUAUUGAGUUAUGUAUCUCUUUCUAUCUAUUCGAAUACGUAAAUUAGUUUCGAUGUCGGGUUGUAAGGCAACAAGUAUUGAUAAAACAUGAUAGUAGCUCUAUAAAGUUUCUUUACAAUUUAGAAUAGAAACAACGAUACGACUUCUUAUGUCUUAGCAACGUUUUAAAACACAGCGGUUUGAUAACGAUAAAGGGGUCAACCACUUAACCCAGUGAUCAUGGAUUAAAACCUUCCUUUGGCAAAACCAUAUUUUCCUGGUAUUACAGUAGUGCUGGUUACUCGGGAUUGACUGAUACAAGUCGUUCGAUCACGAUCAAUAUUUUACUAUCGAGUUAAAAUAAAAACAAUUAAUCUAGAAAAAUCAAGCGUUUCUAAAUAAAAAAGAUUCAUAUACAUAACUACACAAAACACACAUAUCUGGUAAGAUAUAUUGCUUUAGUUAUAAAACAUGUUCCUCCUUUCUGUGUUAUGACAACAAAUACAUUGAUAGGGACAGCAAACUCAAUUGUUUUUUUCCGCACUGAUUAAAGGUGGUAAUAUCUUAG